UGUCUCCUCGGGUCCCGUCGGUGCGGCUAUGGCCGUCUUUGUCAGCUAAUCUGGUCCAUUUCCACUUAAAAAAAAACACGAUUUAUUGUGUUCCGAAGCUCCUCUCGCUGCAUCUGCAUCCGCGCGCUGUUUCGGAGUCAGUGAAACCGCGACGGGAUCCGGGCGGAGGCGGGUUUAUUGGAGUUAAGCCGAGGUUAGCCUGUUAGCCUGUUAGCUGCGGAGAAGAUGUCGAUGCACGGGAAGAGAAAAGAGAUUUACAAGUACGAGGCGCCAUGGACCGUCUACGCCAUGAACUGGAGCGUGAGGCCGGACAAGCGCUUCAGGCUGGCGCUGGGCAGCUUCGUGGAGGAGUACAACAACAAGGUGCAGUUGGUGGGUCUGGAGGAGGAGAGCUCGGAGUUCGUUUGCAGAAACACCUUUGACCAUCCGUACCCCACCACCAAAAUCAUGUGGAUCCCCGACACCAAGGGCGUUUACCCCGACCUCCUGGCCACCAGCGGAGACUACCUGCGCAUCUGGAGGGUCAGUGACACAGAGACGAGGCUCGAGUGUUUGCUCAACAACAACAAAAACUCAGACUUCUGCGCCCCCCUCACCUCCUUCGACUGGAACGAAGUGGACCCCAACCUGCUCGGGACCUCCAGCAUCGACACCACCUGCACCAUCUGGGGCCUGGAGACGGGACAGGUCCUGGGCCGAGUCAACCUGGUCUCUGGACACGUGAAGACGCAGCUCAUCGCCCACGACAAAGAGGUGUAUGACAUCGCGUUCAGUCGGGCUGGAGGAGGCAGGGACAUGUUCGCGUCCGUGGGGGCAGACGGCUCCGUCAGGAUGUUUGACCUGAGGCACCUGGAGCACAGCACCAUCAUCUACGAAGACCCGCAGCACCACCCCCUGCUGAGACUCUGCUGGAACAAACAGGACCCCAACUACCUGGCGACCAUGGCCAUGGACGGCAUGGAGGUGGUGAUCCUGGACGUGCGUGUGCCCUGUACUCCCGUCGCUCGCCUCAAUAACCACCGCGCCUGUGUGAACGGCAUCGCCUGGGCCCCUCACUCCUCCUGCCACAUCUGCACCGCCGCGGACGAUCACCAGGCCCUGAUCUGGGACAUUCAGCAGAUGCCCCGAGCCAUCGAGGACCCCAUCCUGGCCUACACCGCCGAGGGGGAGAUCAACAACGUGCAGUGGGCGUCCACGCAGCCCGACUGGAUCGCCAUCUGCUACAACAACUGCCUGGAGAUCCUGCGGGUGUGAGGGGCACUCCCGCCGCUCUGAGGGCCACACGGGAGGGGAGGGGGGGGACGGGGAGCAGGACUCAGGUGGUGCGGGGCUCUACGGACCGUCAGAAGAGGCUACAGAAGUCUGGACCAGUUUACAUUAGAUACAGAUACUUUGACUUGGUGUAAGCGCUUUUGUUUUCAGAUCUCGAGACGACGUUACCUGCGGCACAUUUCCCCACAGAAACACCUCGGAAAAAGUCAAACAUUUGGAGAAACUGUGGCUCGUGAUCGUCGGAGGUUCCUAUCACUUUCAACCUGGUUCGUUUUAUCGUUUCCUUCAGCUCGGAGCUUUCAUCGUCACCGCCAGAAAAGCGAAAACCGACGAAAUAAAAUCUGAGUUAAAUUUAAACUCUAAAUAACUAAAGGUCCAAUGUUACACCAUUUUCUGGUAAGUUCUAACGUCGUUUCCUCGUCACAAACAGACCUGGAGUUGUGUUUUGUUUCGUUCUCACAUGUUUAACUCACAAACGCUGCACAUUUAGGCGGAGUUCGUCUCUCCACUGUGUUUUUAAACUCCACACACCUUCACUGGAAUCAUAUUUUCAGCCCGGAAAUUUGCCAAGAGGCUCUGUUCACGCUUACGUCAACGUGGAGACCAAACCGGACCAAGUUCCAGUCAGAUUGUCGGUUUUUCUAGGGAUUUUUGAGCUGUAAAACCACUUACAAUUGAAAAAAUGUCAAGUAGAGCUGUUUAAAGUCACACUGUGGGACAUUCGAGGCAGAGCAGCUUAAAGUAAGUACUGUAUUUUUCGGGCUAUAAGUCGCACCAGCCAAAAAAUGCAGAACGAAGAAGAAAAAAAUAACAUAAGUCGCACUUUUUAGGAAGAAAUGUAUUUUAUAAAAUCAGAGACCGGGAGAAGACGUUUCCUGUUUUCGACUCGAACGUCUUGAAUUCUGAAUUUUUUUGUCAUUUUCUCCCAGUUUAGAACAGUUUAUUUAAGUCAAGAUUACAUGACUUUUUAGAGCAGUUUACCUCCAACAAAAUAAAGUUUUAGGGUUGUCAAAGUAUCGAAAAUCAGGAGCCAAUUGAUCCUAAAACUAGAAAAUAAUUCGAGCAGGUUUUCGAUACACAAAAGUCACAUUCACAGGACAGAAAUGAGGCUUUCCUGAAUCGUUUUAGAAUGAAAAAGGGGUGCAACAAUAACGGAAAUAUGAUAUCAUUUCGCUAAAAGUUUCUCAAUAAUAUCGUGGACCAUCAAAAUAUAUCGAAUCACAAGUCUCUGCUUAAAUUAACUGAGGGAACUACAAAAAAAUAAGAUGAAACUGGAAUCAAAAGUUUGUAAAGUCAAGUUGUAGUAAAAACAAUAGAAGAGAGAAGAACAGACUGUUAAUAAACUAUAACAUAAACAACAGAACAGAACAAGUUUAACUAAACUCUCCAUCUCACUCCAAAUCACGAAAUCCAUUCAAUUCUUCAUCCUCGGUGUCACUUCUGCACAACCUCUGGAGAUAAACCGUAGAUCCAUGAGGUAAACAGAGCGCCGCUUCCUCUUCUGUGUCGCUGUCGUCAGACUCGGCGUCAGUUCCAGUUAGAAUUAUUCGGGUCUUUCUGAAUCCCGACAGGAUGGUUUCGGUGUCACUGAAGUCCAGGCUUUGUCCGUCCAUCCAGUGACUUCAGGAAAGUUUCAUGGUGCAUCUUCCCGGCGUCACAAGUUUCUCACUCACUCCAAAUUUUCUUUCUGCUGCUCGAUUUCCGUUCUCGGCUGCAGAUUUCACGACUUGCAGCAGGACAGAGGCUCUUUCUGCAGGAGACAUGCGCAGAAAACUGACACUCGAGCCUAGAGCGCCGUCCUGUAGCUCUGAAAAGUCUGAAAAUUAUAAUAUAUGAGUCGCAGGAAACGCCCAAACCAUGAAAAAAAAGUGCCACUUAUAGUCUGAAAAAUACGGUACAUCAAAACGACUGAACAAGGACUGAAUCUGGACUAAACGAGGACUAAACCAGGAGCCAAUCUCUGCUGAACUAAAGGUAAAAGGAGCUGCUCACUUGAAAACUCCCACUUCAUGACAUCGUAAAGUAGAACAGAGCGUUUGGAGCUUUGGAGAUGUAGACAGACGAAUAAUAAAGAGUUACUCAAACAUGUGAAUGAAACAAAACACAACUCCAGCUCUGGGUUUUUUUUUGUUUUGUUUUUGAGGAGGGAAAAAACGUCAGAACCCGAUUUAAACCUCACAAGAGUCAGUUUUUGCAUCACAUUUAAACAAAUCCAAGUCGAACUCCUCAAAUCUGUGAAACUUCAGACCUCAGUUUUCCGAGGACCUCAGCUCUUCUGCAGUUCAGACGCGUUCAGUUUCUGUUUUAUUUAUUCUGAAAAGCACCAACGUCUUUUUUUUUUUUUUUUUUUUUUUGCAUUUCUUCUUUUGGUCAAGUUUGAAAAAAAAAAAAAAUGUUCUGAAGAAAAAAAAAUCCCCCGUUUCCUCGAAGCGGCGUCGGGACUCCGGACCCGGACGCCAGGAAGUGACUGAGCCUCGACGCGGCGGACCUUCACAAUAAGAGCGCUCUGGUUUGAGGCUUUGGGACGCACCGAGAGAAACUGCAGAGGCUACGAGGGCGGUAGAGCGGGUGUUUAAGUGGAAGGUUUGCGGUUGGAUCUCUGCUUUUAAUCGUACUGUUGUCGUGUCCUCGGGCAAUACACCUCACACCCACUUCGAUGACGUAGAAACGUUGGAGUGACGCUCGCGAUCGCCGCUCGGUCGGGGCAGGUCUAAAUGUUACAACGCCGCGAAAAUUUAACCAUAUUUAAAACGACUUGAAUUCAGAAUUUUUUAGCAUUUUCAGAACGAUUUGAGUCGAGAUUACAUGACUUUUUAGAGCAGUUUAUCUCCAACAAAAUUAAGUUUUAGGGUUGGGAAAGCAUCGAAAAUCAUCCUAAAAUUAUUUAUCGAAAUUAGAAAAUAAUUCGAGCAGGUUUUCGAUGCAAAAAGGUCAAAUUCACAGGACAAAAAUGAGUCUCUGCUGAAUCGUUUUAGAAUGAAAAAGGGAUGUAACAAUAACGGAAAUAUCGUGACAUCGUUUCGCCAAAAGUGUCUAUAACAUCGUGGACCAUUAGAAUAUAUCGAAUUGCGAGUCUCGUUGCUUAAAUUCAUUGAGGGAACUACAAAAAAUUGAGAUUAAAAUAGAAGCAAAAGUUUGUCAGGACAUUUUAUGAGGAAAAAGUUAAAGUGAAUUCACAGUUCUGUAAGACUCCACAAAAUAUUGGAAUAAAUAUCGUACCGUGAGAUGAAUAUCGUAAACCAGGACCAGGACCUCGAUACAAUAUGGUUCAGUAAAACACAGGGAUAUAACUAUAACCAAAAUAUCAUCAUAUCGUAUCGUCAAAGUUCUCACAAUAUCGCGGACAGGAUCUUGAUACAUAGACUAAGGUACGAUACGUAUCUCAAUACAAAUCGAUUUGAUAAGGUUCUGUCAAAAAUAAGGACGUAACAAUAAUCUAAAUAUCGUUCUCACAAUAAUAUCAUGGACCAUCAGAAUAUAUCGAAUCACGAGUUUCUUUGCUUAAAUUCAUUGUUUUGGUGCAGCAACAGCUAAAAAAAACAGAGGGAACUACAUAGACCAUGAUCCUUUGCUGUUUCAGUGCAGACGACAGGAAGAAUUAACUACACUUUUGUUUUAUAAAAGAACAUGAAGUGUGUCAGGACAUUUUAUAAGGAAAUAGGAGAAACUGUUUUGUAAGACUCCACAAAAUACUGUAAUAUCGAACCGUGAGAUGCAUAUCGUGAAAUUAUCGUAUUGUGAGAUUUGAAUAUCUGAACCAGGACUAAACCAGGACUGAACCAAGAUACAUAGACUAAGGUACGAUAGGCAUCUCAAUACAGUAAUUUGAUACGAUAAAUUUCAAAUCGAUUUGAUUUGGUUCCAUAAAACCGUCAAAGUUCUGAUAAUAAUAUCGUGGACCAUUACAGUAUAUCGAAUCACAAAUUUCUUCGCUUAAAUUCAUCGUUUUCGUGCAGCAAGAACUAAAAAAUGGAGAAAACUGUUACCUUUUGUUCUAGAAAAAUUAAGAAAUAAUAAAUUCUUUGGACUGUGACAUUAUUAUAGCGUCAAGUCGAGGUGUUUUAAAAGGAAAAAGCAGCAGUUCUGUUAUCACCUGAUCAACAUCGUCAUAAUAUCGUAUCGCGAAAUGAAAACCAUAAUCGUAUCGAAUCGUGUGAUUCAAGUAUCGUUACAUCCCUAGUCAAAAAUAAAGGUUAAAUCAUGACAGUUUAUACUAAAAAAUCUACGUUAAACCAUUUCCCGAAGCAAAGUGAAUAUGAAUCGUAAAAUAUGCCAAAAAAACUCAAAAUAUCGAUAGGGCAGCUCACGAUAUCGAUACUGUAUCCUGAAAUUAAAACGAUAUAUCGAUGUUUUGACGUUUAUACACACCCCAUAUGAGAAAAUAAAAGAAAAUACUACGAUGUUACGUUUUUAAAAUCACGUCCUGUUGUUUAAAGAAAUGUUUUUAUUAUUUUUUAUCGAGAUUCGGUAUCGAGUAUCAAGCGAAUCGCGCCAGUGCUAUUCUCUUGUAAGAGAAUUGUUAAAAACGUCAAAUAAUCACGAAAAACUGCUCGAUAUUUGUUUUAAAAAAUCUAAAUAAGCAAAAGGAUUCAAGUCGUUUUAUUUGGAGAUGUUUUUUUUUGGUUUUUUUUUUGCGGUGAAUCUUCUUAAACGGCAGCGGUUUUGUAGAAAAAGGUGCCACGUGUUCUGAGCGACUCCUGUACAAAUCCGAUCUUGUUUCUUCAUCGUUUUCAUUGACUGUAAAAAAAACAAAACAAAAGAUUAAAAAAAAAAACGGUGUGUGGAUGUGAGCGCACUGCAGAAAUAAUCCAAGACUUAAAAUGACGAGGAUUUCCAGUUUUUUAUCGUAAACUGUCUAAACUCCGGAUCCGUCUGACGCUUUUCUCCCUGGAGAUGUUCUUGCUUUGUCUGGAAUGUUCCGCAGUAUGGCUUUAAACGUUUCCAUCGUCGCGCAGAACCAAACCGGAGCGAGUUCCAGGUCGGAUCCGUGGAGAGGCGACCCCGCUCACGGUCACGACGUCUGUUUUUCGAGGGGUUUUUGAGCUGUAAAAUUGAAUAAAUAUUAGUAUAAAUGUAAAGUGGAGCUGUUUAAAGUCACACUGCGGAACAUUCCAGGCAGAGAACUGACGUAUCCAUAGAAACGAGCAGGUGACGGAGCCCUGACCGCAAAGUUACACAGUGCAGCUUUAAGGAAGUACAUCGAAAUGACUAAAUUUAGGGACUGAACCAGGACUAAACCAGGACUGAACCAGGACUAAACCAGGUCUAAACAAGGACUGAACCAGGACUAAACAAGGACUGAACCAGGACUAAACAAGCACUGAACCAGGACUAAACCGGGACUAAAUACAAGGACUAAACAAGGACUAAACUAGGACCGAACCAGGACUAAACCAGGUCUAAACCGGGACUAAAUCGGGACUAAACAGGAACUAAACCUGGACUGAACCCAGGACAAAACCAGGAUUAAACGAGGACUGAAGCAGGACUAAAUUAGGUCUAAACUGGGUCUAAGUGAGGACUAAACAAGGACUAAACAAGGGUCUAACCUGGAACUGAACCGGGACUAAACAAGGACUGAAGCAGGACUGAAUUGGGACUAGACUGGGACUAAACUGGGACUAAACCAGAAACGAACCAGGAAUAAAUUAGAAAUAAACCAGAACUAAAUCAGGUUUAAAUCAGGACUCAACGGGGACUCAUCCAGGUCUAAACCAGGUCUAAAUCCAAACGACUCUGAGGUUUUACGGUUGUGGUUUUGUCAUUUUAAGUGGCGUGAGGAUUAUUUUUCGACAGUGCAGUUUGACUUUUCACUGUAAAAAAUGCCAUGUUUUGUACGAUUGCGAGACGGGGCGAGAGCGGUUCGUGUUUUUCUCAAACCUGUGUCUUGUAGCAUGUUUUUACAAGGCUCUGUACAUACAUAUAAAUACAACCAACUACACGGCAAAAAAAAAAACCAAAACAACACCACCGCAGGAGUUAAACGAACUUCACGUCAGAAUUUAAGUCGUUUUGUCUUGAAAAGAUCGAGUUAAACCAACGUAAAGAAAAUGUGUUUGUCAGAAAUAUCAAAAAUCAUUAAGAUAUCGUCAGAAGAAAGUUUUUAUUUUCACUGUGGGAUCAGAAUCAGUAUCGAGUCUGUUCCUUGGUAUCGAAAUAGAGUUUAAACCAGAUCCAGGUCUAAACCAGGACUAAACCAGGACUAAACCAGGACUAAACCAGGUUUAAACCAGGUCUAAACUAGAUUUAAGCCAGGACUGAACCAGGACUAAACCAGGUAUAAAAUAAAUCUAAACUAGGUUUAAACCAGGUCUAAACCAGGACUAAACUAGGCCUAAACCAGGUCUAAACCAGGUCUAAACCAGGACUAAACCAGGUCUAAACCAGGACUAAACCGGGUCUAAACAGAACUAAACUAGGCCUAAACCAGGUCUAAACCAGGAUUAAGCCAGGUCUAAACUAGGUCUAAACUAGGUCUAAACUAGGACUAAACCAGGUCUAAACCAGGUCUAAACCAGGUCUAAACCAGGUCUAAACUCAAUCUAAACCAGGUCUGAACCAGGUCUAAAACAGGUCUAAACUAAAUCUAAACUAGGUCUAAAACAGGUCUAAACUAGAUUUAAGCCAGGACUGAACCAGGACUAAACCGGGUCUAAACCAGAACUAAACUAGGCCUAAACCAGGACUAAACCAGGAUUAAACCAGGUCUAAAACAGGACUGAACCAGGUCUAAACUAAAUCUAAGACAGGUCUAAACCAGAUCUAAACCAGGUCUAAAUUUAAACUGUGAUUAAACCAGAUCCAAACCAGUAUCGAGUUUGUUCCUUGAUACUGAAAUAGAGUUUGAGAUUUUACUUUGGUGACGACACUUGUGUAAAACCAAAACCAUGAAACGAGUCGUGAACUCAAGAUUCCUCAGAUCUUCAUGUUUAUUCUUCUUCGUUCAUGUUUAUUGUUCUCAGUUCAUGUUUAUUCUUCUUCGUUCAGUCUUUAACUCCUGUUGGUGCAGAUGUUUUUUUGGUUUUUUUUUGCGGUGUAAGAAGACGUGGUCAUGUCGUAGCUUUUUUCAUAAAGUUUUAUUAUUAAAUUGACUCAAAUAAAAUGUAUGGUUCAUGUCUUAGAAUUCAA
Messenger RNA from Boleophthalmus pectinirostris (great blue-spotted mudskipper), 8400 nucleotides. It is a transcript of the gene dcaf7, whose product is annotated as ddb1 and cul4 associated factor 7. The record is from RefSeq and is a predicted model, not a curated record. Gene Ontology annotation, molecular function: protein binding. The coding region runs from base 226 to 1254 and encodes 342 amino acids. NCBI's taxonomy places the organism in Eukaryota, Metazoa, Chordata, Actinopteri, Gobiiformes, Gobiidae. The transcript is spliced from 7 exons. Gene Ontology annotation, cellular component: nucleus.